CUCAUAAUCCAUUCAUAUUCCUAACUUUCCUUUCUCUCUAGAAAGACCAAACCUUUACUUGUUCACAAUCUGUUCAUACUUUUACUUUACCCCAAAAAUGAUGAAGGAAGAUUUGGGUUUGACCCUCAGCUUAAGCUUCUCGCCGCCGGUCGACAACCACCGGCCGGAUCCUCUCCUUCAGUUGAAUCUGAUGCCAUCUUGGACCAACAAGACCCAGACCCAGAUCAUGACCUUCCCUGCUUCUCUAGAUCAUCAUCAUCGGAGUUCGGAUACUGGGUCGUUCUUUAAGGGAAUUGAUGUGAAUCAUUCUCCGGCGACCGUUGUUGAUUGCGAGGAAGAACCGGUGGUUUCGUCCCCGAACAGUACGAUCUCUAGCGUGAUGAGCGGGGGGAAGAGAACUAGUAGCGAUCUACUUGCAGAGGAGAAUGAUGCAGAAAGAGGAAUUAGUGAUGAAGAAGAUGGAGAUGGGUCUAGGAAGAAACUUCGUCUUUCUAAAGAUCAAUCGGCCACACUUGAAGAAAGCUUCAAAGAACACAAUACUCUGAACCCAAAACAAAAACAAGCUUUGGCUAAACGAUUGGGGCUUAGGCCACGACAAGUGGAGGUCUGGUUUCAGAACAGAAGAGCAAGAACUAAAUUGAAGCAGACAGAAGUUGACUGUGAAUUCUUAAAGAGAUGUUGUGAUAAUCUGACAGAAGAGAAUCGAAGGUUACAAAAAGAGGUUCAAGAACUGAGAGCUUUAAAGUUGACACCUCAGUUUUACAUGCAGAUGGCUCCUCCGACAACCUUAACUCUAUGUCCUUCAUGUGAGCGGGUAGGGCCGGCGACAACACCAUCGUCCGCCGCCGUAGAUCCACGGUCUAUUAACAGAGCCAACGUACCUUUUAACCACCACCCUUGGGCUGCCGUCCCUCAACGGCAGUUUAUGUAGACAAACUGGGGUGGGGGUAGUUUGGUCAUGUGGUUAAUUUGGGACAAAGAUAUGGGUAGAUGGGGAUUUGGUGGGUCAUGAUAUGUUUUAAAUUAUUGAUCCCAUCUUAAUCUUUUUUUAUAGAAACUAAAGAAAAUGACUAUGUACUUAAUUAGCUAGGUUAGUGUUAUGCUAAUUAAAAAAAAUAUGCAAGAGGAGUUUGAAUCAUGUGGUUGCAUGUGUAAUGUAAAGGAAUCUAAUUAUUUAUUUUAUAAAGGUUUGUAUUCUAU
Impatiens glandulifera is the source of this 1200-nucleotide messenger RNA. RefSeq names its product homeobox-leucine zipper protein HAT3-like. The record is from RefSeq and is a predicted model, not a curated record. The transcript has 4 exons. Gene Ontology annotation, molecular function: DNA-binding transcription factor activity, RNA polymerase II-specific; sequence-specific DNA binding. Gene Ontology annotation, cellular component: nucleus. Bases 98 to 931 code for a protein of 277 amino acids. NCBI's taxonomy places the organism in Eukaryota, Viridiplantae, Streptophyta, Magnoliopsida, Ericales, Balsaminaceae. Gene Ontology annotation, biological process: regulation of DNA-templated transcription.